Molecule: messenger RNA, 2145 nt
Organism: Closterium sp. Naga37s-1
Lineage: Eukaryota; Viridiplantae; Streptophyta; Zygnematophyceae; Desmidiales; Closteriaceae
Source: the annotation of a GenBank genome assembly
AUGGCGUCUGCCGUGCGGCUGUUGCGACAUCGCUCUCGCGAAGCAGACUCCGUAAUUCUUCGAUUAACAUGUAACUACACGUCCGCUCGCGCCUAUGCCACAGGCGCCGCACCCGCCUUCCCCGACACCCGCCGUUCGUUCCCCCCUCCAUCUGCGAUCCGCGCAGCAUGUCCGCUUGCACCCGCCCCGUGCGCCGAUCCUUCCGCCUCUUCCGCCCCAGCGUCUCCUUCCCCUCUUCCGCUUCGUCCGCCUUCCUCGUCUCCGCAAUCUCCCCCGCAUUUCCACAACUCCGCCAUCCAGCGGUCUGCUUUCACCGCGGUUGGGGCAGAAGAUCCGCGGAAAGCGCAGAAUUCGGGAAACACGCGGGGAUACGGCGGGGGUCGGGGGAACGGGGAAGGCGGAGGGUCGGGGGGAAAGCGCUGGGGGAACCGCCGCGGAGGGGCGUGGGCUGGUGCAGGCGGAGCUCUUUUUGCAGGGGUGGCGGCAGUAGGGGUAGCUUGGGCGGAGAGGGGGAAAGAAGGGAGAGUAGGGGGAGAAAAGGGGGAAGAGGGGGAAGAGGGGGAAGAGGGGGAGGAGGAAGGGGAGUUGGUGUCGAAUUGGAGUGGUACUCAUGAGGUUCGCGCGGCUGUGGUGUACCGACCAGAAUCCAUGCAGGACCUGGAGCGGAUCGUUCAGGCAGCCCACAGGGAGGGCCGCCCCAUCCGCCCUGUGGGGAGCGCCAUCUCCCCCAACGGCAUCGCUCUGAGCGCCCACGGCAUGGUCAACCUGGCCUUGAUGGAUCGAGUUCUGCAUGUGGAUAAGGCCACGGGGAGGGUGCACGUGCAGGCAGGGGCGCGCGUGGAGCAGGUGGUGGAGGCUUUAAGGCCGUAUGGAUUGACGCUGCAGAACUACGCUUCGGUCAGGGAGCAGCAGAUUGGCGGGUUUAUACAGGUGGGAGCACACGGCACAGGGGCCGGCAUCCCUCCAGUGGACGAGCAAGUCGUGGCCAUUAAGCUAGUGACACCUGGCAGGGGCACGCUGCACCUGACGCCCGAAGCUGACCCGGACCUGUUCUUCCUGGCUCGGUGCGGGCUCGGAGCACUAGGGGUGGUGGGGGAGGUGGAGUUGCAAGCAGUGCCGGCGCACAGACUAAGGGAGGAGACGUUUGUUACUACUAAGGAGGAGAUCAAGAGGCACCAUGGCCAGUGGUUGAGAGACUACCAGCACGUGCGCUACAUGUGGAUUCCACACACACAAGCAGUCGUGGUGGUCAGGAGCAACCCCAUUCAGGACACCAGCAGUGGGGGACCAGCAGUGCAAGGAGAGGAGCGGGCGCAAGGCAAGGGAUUUGCCAGUGGGGGGGCAGCGUGGAGUGAGGAUGAGAAGCUGGCUCAUGUACGAGCGCUGUAUCUUGCAUCAGUUGCUGCAAGGAGAAGCUCCAAACCAUCUCGGUCUCAGCCCCACCCACCCUCCUCCUCCUCCCCCUCCUCAGCCUCCACCUUAACUACCACCGAAGCAGCUGCUGGCAUGUGGUCCGGCACAGGUUCGGCCGAGCCUGCGCCGUCUAGCCAGCGCUUCCUAUCCGAAGCUGAGCUUCGGGAGCUGUCUUUUACGAGGCUGAGGGACGAGCUGCUGGCGCUAGAUCCAUUGAAUCUGGACCAUGUGCGGGCGAUCAACCAGGCCGAGGCGCUGUACUGGAAGCUGAGUGAAGGGGAGAGGGAAGGGUGGAGCGACCAGAUACUAGGCUUUGACUGUGGUGGGCAGCAGUGGGUGUCUGAAGUAUGCUUCAAGGCAGGCGGCAGCAGCAGCACCACCACCAACAGCACGGCCGCCACAAGCACCAGCACCACCACCACCACCAGCACCGCCGCCGCCAGCAGCAGCAGCAGCAGCACAGCGGACAUAGCGUUUAUGGAGGAGCUAUUGGCGCUGAUCGAGUCAGAGUGCAUCCCCGCCCCGGCGCCCAUAGAGCAGCGCUGGACCAGCGGCAGUCGCAGCCCUCUCAGCCCCACUUCCGGUGCUUAUAAUGCUUCUAAUGCUGCAGCAGCAGCUGCUGCAGGUUCGGCAGCAGGCUCGGGGGCACAAGGAAGAGCGGCACUCGAUGAUGUGUACUCAUGGGUAUGUGGCACAGCUGCUGACAUUGAUUUAAGCAUGUGGCUGAGCUGA